AUGCUAAUAAGGGGGCAGCCCCUAACUCCUGCCCAAGCUCUCUACAUCCAGGGGCAGAUCUGGGUGGCACCCACUGUUUAUGACUAUUGUCCUGUGCCCAUGGAUGAGCACCUGAGGAAGCCGGCCCUGGGGGACCACCAGCUGCUGAGGUGGCUGGGGAUCACGCUGCUCCUGGUGGUGGCGGGGGGUGGUGUGCUUGUGGCCAUGAUCAUCUUCGCUGUCAGGGCCAACACUGAGGCCUGCAGGGACGGUCUCCAAGCAGUGCAGGAGUGUCGCAACGUCACCCACGUUCUGGACCACCAGCUAAGCCGGGCCCAGGAAGUCUUACGGGGGGCCGAGGCCCAGGCCGCCACCUGCAAUCAGACUGUGGUGACCCUGAGGGCUUCCCUGGAGAUGGAGAAGGCUCACAGCCGGGAGCAGCUGGCGCGAGCGCUGCAGCUUGAGGAGGAGAUGUCGGCUCUGAGGCAGCAGCUGCAGAACGCCCUGGCGGAGGCGGAGCGACUACGAAAAUGGAAUGAUGAUGCCUCAGGCGGGAACAACGACUCCGCCAGCUCCCUGAACGGCCUCAGCCCCUUGGUGGUCGCUGUGCUGCUGCUCCUAGGCCUCCAGGCUCUGCUGCGCUGAGAUCCCAGGAAGCGG
Messenger RNA from Ceratotherium simum simum (southern white rhinoceros), 639 nucleotides. RefSeq names its product bone marrow stromal cell antigen 2 (gene BST2). The record is from RefSeq and is a predicted model, not a curated record. Gene Ontology annotation, molecular function: metalloendopeptidase inhibitor activity. Lineage: Eukaryota; Metazoa; Chordata; Mammalia; Perissodactyla; Rhinocerotidae. Gene Ontology annotation, cellular component: Golgi apparatus; cell surface. Gene Ontology annotation, biological process: defense response to virus; innate immune response.